Messenger RNA from Neoarthrinium moseri, 1971 nucleotides. RefSeq lists its product as uncharacterized. NCBI's taxonomy places the organism in Eukaryota, Fungi, Ascomycota, Sordariomycetes, Amphisphaeriales, Apiosporaceae. The record is from RefSeq and is a predicted model, not a curated record. The coding region runs from base 1 to 1971 and encodes 656 amino acids. Gene Ontology annotation, cellular component: transcription factor TFIIIB complex. Gene Ontology annotation, biological process: RNA polymerase III preinitiation complex assembly. Gene Ontology annotation, molecular function: TFIIIC-class transcription factor complex binding. The transcript has a single exon.
AUGAGUUCCAUGCUGAAGAAGACCGGUGGCCUGUCCUUCAAGCCCAAGGCCGGCCGCCGCCCCGGAGCUGCCUCUGCCUCGCAGCCCGCUCCGUCCCAGACCACCUCGCGGGCCCCGACCACUGAGCCAGCUGCCCAUUCGGCCACGUCUACACCAGCACCCGCCGCUGCUCCCGCUCCGGCGCCUACGCCUCCUGCUUCUUCCUCAGCUUCCGCUCCUGUUGUCGCCAGCGAAACACAAGUUCCCCGGCAGCAGGAGAAACAGCCUUCUGCAGAACCCCAGCAGGAUGUCCAGAGCGCAAGAUUUGACAAGCCACCCGCUGCAACCACACGGCCGCCUCAACCCACCGCACCGGCUCCUACACCUCCGCCUACUUUACCAGCCGUCCAGUCAGCAUCCUCAGAGCGACAGGCGCCAGCUGCCAGUAUACCCGCAAGUUCCGCCACCAGGAUACAGGAGAGCGUGUCAACCCCAGCCAGCAGUCCGCCGCCUACCCAGUCAUCGACCUCCGGCACGGGGGCCUCCGAGCCCGCAUCACGACGUCCGCUCCCCGAAUCAUCACCCGCAAUCCCACAGUCGGCUCUACCCGCUGCCCCGAAAGUAGCGCCAACGGCCCCCGCACCCGCACCUUCUGCGCCAGGUUUGCCGAGCCCUGCCGUCACAGCGAUAAGCCGCACGUCUGCAGCACCGGGACGAUCACUCUUGUCUCCAUCUCCCUUUCCCGUCUCGGACACCAUCAACGCGGCGCCCACCCCGGACCAGUCCCAGGCCAACAGUUCGGGCGAGACAGGCCCCCCAGCUGCAGCUCCUAAGCCGAAGCGACGAUAUCAAAGACGCCCGCAGCCAGAAGAUGGGGAAGGUGCCUCGAAUGGGGAGGGCGCAACUGCAGCGCCCAAACCAAAGCGCCAGAGGAAGCGCAAAGCCCCGGAAGCCAAUGGACAAGGCGGUGGUGAGGUGACUACGGACGGAGAGGCAGCAGCAGCAUCGGCACCGAAACGCUACCGCCGCCGCCAGCGCGAGCCGACCCCGGAACAUGACGAGGACGGAAAGCCGAACCAUGCAACGACCAAACUGGCCGACUUGACCAGGGACCUGGGUAUCGGAAAGGCGUUCAAGCAUGCCGACCUGAUUGCCGAGCGCGCACGGCAAGCCCGCCACGAGGCCAAGAUGAGAAAGCUCGAGAAGCAGAAGCGCGCCAUGGGCCUCCUUGCACCCGGGGACGCGGCCAGCGAGGCGGCCUCGCGCGCGGGGACACCUGCCGCGGCCGCGGCCGCCGAACCCGCCAAUGUCAACCGUGGCCAGGGUAUAGAUUUCGACAUUGUGGACGGCCAGAUCAUCAUCAACCAGAACUCGCUCGUCAUCAACCAGCACGCCGCCGAGGGCCAGAUCGAGAUGGAGACGGUCGAGGAGGACGAGUUCACGCACCUGACGACGUCGGCCUCGUACAUGCGCCCGUCGCGCGCCAUGGGCUCGAACCACUGGAGCGACGAGGAGACGGAGCGCUUCUACCACUACCUGACCAUGUUCGGCACCGACUUCGAGACCAUCAGCCACGUGUUCCCGGGCAAGAACCGCCGCCAGGUCAAGCUCAAGUUCAACCGCGAGGAGAAGGCCCGCCCCAACCGCAUCAACGCCGCCAUCAUGGCCCGCUCCCAGAAGAAGGUCGCCAUCGACCUCGACGACUACAAGGCCAACCGCGCCGCCUCCGCCGCAGACGACACCUGGAUCACCCAGGAUAAGUUCCUGGCCGAGACGGAGCAGCUGCGCAAGGAGCAGGAGCGCGAGCUCGAGGUCAAGAGGCAGGAGCGCCGCGACCUCGGUCUGCUGGACGACAAGCCCGCCACUGCCACCGACGAGAAGCCCGAGGGCGAGCAGGUGGUCGACGGCGAUGGCGAGGAGGGUCAGGAGGAAGAGGAGAUCAUAGAGGACGAUGCCGACGUUGGCGGUGCGGCCGAGAUGAUCGCCGCCUAG